Molecule: messenger RNA, 2077 nt
Organism: Exaiptasia diaphana
Lineage: Eukaryota; Metazoa; Cnidaria; Anthozoa; Actiniaria; Aiptasiidae
Product: protein BTN1-like
Exons: 2
Coding region: 314-1732 (472 amino acids)
Biological process (GO): regulation of intracellular pH
Cellular component (GO): vacuole; membrane
Source: RefSeq, a predicted model, not a curated record
AGCUAUAAYACCCGCUAGUGCUCCUACACACUUGCACUGACCAGACCUGAURGAAAAUCAUGCUUCAAGGAAACUUACGAUUUGGAAACUUAAAGUGUAAAACUAAUUAGAUUUCACAGAAGAAAAAGAAACCUUUCGGGUUUUAGCUAGCCGUUAUUCAUUGGGAAUUUAGCGGAAAGAGAAGAGAAAAUUGCAAUUUUAAAAUCAAAAUAAGAUACGUGUUGUGAUUUCGAGACUGCAUUGUUAUUCUACAAGAGUUUGCUCUUACUUUCAAAGUGACUUUGGCUCUAAGUGUGCUUAGCUUUGUAUCAAAAUGGCAGACRCGAAUUGUGAUUACUCRAAAGCAUUGAURCCAACAGAAAACCAGAAUGCAGAGAUCAAGAAAUCGCCAGAUAAAGAACASCUCAGGACGCUCUUGGCAUUCUUCGUGUUUGGAGCUCUCAUAUACGCAAUGUACUCGUUAAUGAUAUCUAGUGCACAAGAUAUUCUCGCAGGGACAUACAUUCAAACAUCUAUGGUUUUAGUAGCAAACAUUGGUCCUUAUGUCGUGGUAACAUUUGUAGCUCCGUUCUUUAUGAAAAAGAUAUCAUAUUUUGUUCGUAUUUGCUUUGUUUUUUUAACGGGCGCUGUUGGUUUUAUCGUCGUUGUAUGCUCCAAAGAAGUUGAGUGGAAGCUGAUUGGCAUCGGAGUAGCGUCUCUUGGUUAUGGAGUGGGAGAAGUUAGCUUUCUCGCGCUGACAUCGUACUUUCAUUCGUCUGCAUUAUCGGCUUAUUCUGCAGGAACUGGCGUAGGAUUUGUGGCAGCACCUCUUUAUUACACAGCCAUGACAACCUGGAUCUGUGUUUCACCAAAGGUCACCAUCCUCAUAAUGGCUGGCAUGUUGAUACUCCUCUUCGUCUGCUAUUACAUCAUGGACAAAAAACACUUAGGAUCCUAUAACUCCCAGCCAACCGUCCACGGGGAGGUAACAUACACCAAAAUCCAAACCACUGAUGAUACUGAGGGUGGUACAGACGGGGAAGAGAAGCCAGACAGGCUGACUGAAAAGAUGAGCGAGGCCAUGUUUGUGGAGCAAGAGCAGUUGACUUUGAAAGAGAAAAUUGCUGCACUAAAGACUAUUUGUUCAUUGACGCUAAUCCCUCUUUUUACCGCGUGGUUUUCGGAGUACCUGGUAAUUCAGUCUGUCCUGACGACCAUAGCCUACACCAACGCGCCAUUUAGACCACGUGAUCACUACCAAUACUACGUUUUUACGUUCAUGAUAGGGGAGGUCAUUGGACGGUCUUAUUGCAUAGUGGUGUCCCACUGGAGACCAAACUGGGACCCAAAACCCACAUGGCAGCUUCUAUGGACUUUAUCAAUUCUCGAAAGUCUUCACCUUUUAUUCUUUAUUUUAGAAUCUUGGUACAGAUUUCUUCCUGGAGUUGGAAUAACCCUAUGUCUUUGCCUUACUGCUGGUUUAAUCAUCGGAGUUCUGUUCAAUAAUGUUCUGAUGUUCUUCAGGGAAGCGUUCGAUGAGAAGCAGCGUGAGUUUAUCAUGGGGUAUUCUGUUUUUGCCAUGGGAGCUGGAAUUCUKUCGGCAGCUCUUYUUGGUCUGAUUGUGGAGCCUUGGCUGCGAAAUCACUGUAUGUAUCAUUUCCAUAAAAGCGAGUAUUGCUUUACGAGAUCGUCCUCUCCCCAGGACAUCACGACAAGAUGUGGCGCUAAGUACCAUGCUCCACUGACGCACUAAGACAGUACUGACUGUAUUUGCUGUUAGAUAGCUUUAGGUACACAUUUCUGAGAGUGAACGCGUUUAGUCCGUGAAAUUGUGCAAAAUCAAAAUACUACAAAUUUGUAUUUGAAUCUGCAUCUGAGGCGGUAAUUCCUUUAAAUCACCAUAGUUCAAGUUCACCGAUCUCUUGUUCACCAAACGAUGAGAAGUUUUCCCCAGUGGAAUUGAAACUGUCCGAGCAACAAACACAAAAUCGAAUAUUUUACUAAAUACAUUAUCUUAUCCUGAUGAAAAUGUGAAAAAAUAACGACAAGGCAAGUUCCAAGAUAUCGCAGCAGUCGGUAUCUUUUUCAUGCUCUAUAU